Perca flavescens (yellow perch) is the source of this 492-nucleotide messenger RNA. RefSeq names its product histone H2B. The transcript has a single exon. NCBI's taxonomy places the organism in Eukaryota, Metazoa, Chordata, Actinopteri, Perciformes, Percidae. Gene Ontology annotation, cellular component: nucleosome. The record is from RefSeq and is a predicted model, not a curated record. The coding region runs from base 17 to 394 and encodes 125 amino acids. Gene Ontology annotation, molecular function: DNA binding; structural constituent of chromatin; protein heterodimerization activity.
UCAAUCCGAAGCAAAUAUGCCGGUAGAAGCCACCGUGAAAGCGCCCAAGAAGGGCUCCAAGAAAGCCGUGACUAAGACCGCCGCUAAGGGCGGCAAGAAGAGGAGAAAGAGCAGGAAGGAGAGCUACGCCAUCUACGUCUAUAAGGUGCUGAAACAAGUCCACCCCGACACAGGUAUCUCCUCCAAGGCCAUGGGCAUCAUGAACUCGUUUGUGAGCGACAUCUUUGAGCGCAUCGCAGGUGAGGCUUCCCGUCUGGCUCACUACAACAAGCGCUCCACCAUCACUUCCAGGGAGAUCCAGACGGCCGUGAGACUGCUGCUGCCCGGGGAGCUGGCCAAGCACGCCGUGUCUGAGGGCACCAAGGCCGUCACCAAGUAUACCAGCUCCAAGUAAACCAUCCCGCUGCUGUAAUCUACUAAACCAACGGCUCUUUUAAGAGCCACCCACUUCUUCUUAAAGAGCGAAGUUUCAUUCAGUUGUGUUUAGAUACA